CAAUGACGAAGAAACUCAACAAAAAUUACACAAAUGUCAAGCACGAUCACCCACCACUAUCAAACCAACGACCACCAAGAGCCAUUCUUGGCACGAUAACGAUUCCACUCCCUUUAUAAAAAUGGAACCCUACGGAGAUUACAAUGACAAUAAUUGGCAAGAGUUUAGACGACGGAUGGACCACCAAGACGAAUCUCAUUCCGCCGUCGGCCAACCUUUCUAUGCCUCUCAGCCUAUGACAAUCUAUCCAAUCGACUAUGCAACUCAAGCCGGCAGUAAUAAUGCCCCCGAUGGGAUCCCCGUACCACGCCUCUUAUUCGCCAGGCAAGUCUCUACACCGCCUCUCGAGCUGACAAACGCUCGAGAAACGCUCCAACACCAGCAUCAGCACCAACCAUCGUCUCGGCCGACUUCACAGUCAUACGGUACCUCGCCGGUAUACUCGAUCUUUGGCAAUGUACCCUCAUCGUACAACUCGGAUAACUCUGACAUGGAGUGGUCACAAGACAACAAUGCGGGCUCUGGCCAAGGACCCGACGCCUCUGCAUUUUCGUCGGUCACGGCCCGCCGCGCCCACGUCGUCGAAUGGAUCUCCAAGACCAACCUCACCCCCGUUCAAGUCCAAAUCGCCCAGUCCAUCAUCUCGUCCAAGUGGUGGGAAAAGGAGGACCCAGAGCCCGAGCUCCGGCCGGACGACCCGCUCAUCACCUCCAAGUUGAUCAACGUCGUAGGUGGUAGUAGAUUCAAGGCGUUCUUGGAUGAGGAUAAUGGCGAUGGAGAGGCCAUCUUGUUGGGGUUGCACAUUCCGUUGCUGGACAAGGGCGUCAAAGAUCUCAGUGUCAUGGGUUACCAUUCACCGCAAAAUACAAGCAAUGACGAAGAAACUCAACAAAAAUUACACAAAU
Molecule: messenger RNA, 905 nt
Organism: Acaulospora colombiana
Lineage: Eukaryota; Fungi; Glomeromycota; Glomeromycetes; Diversisporales; Acaulosporaceae
Source: the annotation of a GenBank genome assembly